AUGGAGGCCUUGAAGGGACAGACAGCAUUCAUUACUGGAGCCUCUAUGGGUAUUGGUGAAGCCAUUGCAUUGGCGCUGGCUGAGCAUGGCGUGAACAUUGCCCUAGUAUCUCGAAGCAAGGAUAAGCUUGAAGCAGUACGCGACAAGAUCACAUCCAAAUUCUCUGAGGUCAAGGUCGGAGUCUACCCCGUAGACAUUCAGAACCAGCCCGACAUAGAAAAGGCUGUCAAGUCAGCCAUAUCUGAGCUUGGCCAGAUUGACAUCUUGAUCAACAAUGCCGGUCUUGCACUCGGCACCCCCGGACGCUUUUGGGAGAUCCCCAUCGAUCAAGUCGCCCAGAUGUCAAACACCAACAUCAACGGCGUCAUGUUCACCACCCACGCAGUCCUCAACCACUCAAUGUGGGAACGAAAGAAAGGAACCAUCAUCAACGUCUCCUCCGUCACAGGUCUCGAGUGUCCACCCUUCAACGGCGAAGCAGUUUAUCACGCAUCAAAAGCCUUCCUCGAGGGCUUCUCCAACAGUCUUCGCAUGGAAACGGCGGGUUCAGACAUCAGGGUUUUAGUUCUUCGGCCAGGCGUUGUCCAGACACAUUUCCAUCUUCAACGCGUUCAGUACGAUCAGAGUGCUAUGGAUGACUUUAUCGAGGGAUAUGAGCCGCUGGUUGCAGAGGAUUUAGCGCAGUCGGUGUUGUACAUGCUCAGCUUACCGCCUCGAGUCUCUAUCAAGGCUUUGGAUUGCGUACCUACGGCGCAGAGGGCGCUGACAAACUUUGAUCGGGAGUGGAACUCACGUCGUGAAUAG
Messenger RNA from Fusarium proliferatum ET1, 804 nucleotides. Its product is annotated as related to ketoreductases. The transcript is spliced from 4 exons. The record is from RefSeq and is a predicted model, not a curated record. Gene Ontology annotation, molecular function: oxidoreductase activity. Gene Ontology annotation, cellular component: cytosol. Lineage: Eukaryota; Fungi; Ascomycota; Sordariomycetes; Hypocreales; Nectriaceae. Bases 1 to 804 code for a protein of 267 amino acids.